UCGCACGACUUCCGGGCGGAACGGACUGUCGGUAGACCUCUUAUGCGGGGGGAACAUUUUCCGGUCGCACACCGGAGUCGCGCUCUCGACGGACAUUGCCUGGAAACAUGCCGAAGUUUUACUGUGAUUACUGUGACACCUACCUUACACAUGAUUCGCCGUCGGUGAGGAAGACCCACUGCAGUGGCCGAAAACACAAAGAAAAUGUCAAAGAUUACUACCAGAAGUGGAUGGAGGAGCAGGCCCAGAGCCUGAUCGACAAAACGACGGCUGCCUUUCAACAAGGAAAGAUCCCCCCCACACCGUUUCCCGGCGGCCCCCCUCCAGGUGGGCCCCCUCGCCCGGGCAUGCUGCCCACACCCCCUAUGGGGGGUCCUCCUAUGAUGCCCAUGAUGGGGCCUCCGCCACACGGGAUGAUGCCCGGUGGACCAGGAGGCAUGCGACCGCCGAUGGGGGGACCCAUGCAGAUGAUGCCAGGACCACCGCACAUGAUGCGUCACCCCCGACCGAUGAUGAUGCCAGUCAGGCCGGGCAUGAUGCGCCCAGACAGAUAAGAGCAAGCGGACAGCCUCCGUUCUUCAUUGCCACGAACAGACACUGUCCAGCGAGGACGCUCGGUUUAACACUUGGGGUUAAUUGUCGAUGGGACUUUUUUUUAAAUUCUCAAACGUUCACAAUCUCUUCUGCCUCAAAUCUCAAGUCCCCCAAAGUAAUUCUCAUUUUUGUGUUAUUACUUUGUUUUCUGCUUCAGUUUUGGUAUUUAUUACUAUUCACCUUAUUUGAAAUAACUUCAGAUCCCCAUUUUAAAGAUUGUUUGAUAGAAACAUUGUUUCCCGUGUUAGUAUCCAGACCGAGGCCACACUGCUCAGCACACACAGACACACACAGGCACACACACACACACAGGCACACACACACACACACUGAAGAGUGUUUUUGAUACAUUUUGUUGUUAUUUGUGGCGAUAUUUUUUAAUUUGUUUUAGGUUUUACAUGUUUUUCAUUACAUUGAGAAAUAAAACGCUGAUUUCAAA
This is a messenger RNA of Scophthalmus maximus (turbot), 1033 nucleotides long. It is a transcript of the gene snrpc, whose product is annotated as small nuclear ribonucleoprotein polypeptide C. Gene Ontology annotation, cellular component: U1 snRNP; nucleus. Gene Ontology annotation, biological process: mRNA 5'-splice site recognition; mRNA splicing, via spliceosome; spliceosomal snRNP assembly. Lineage: Eukaryota; Metazoa; Chordata; Actinopteri; Pleuronectiformes; Scophthalmidae. Gene Ontology annotation, molecular function: pre-mRNA 5'-splice site binding; zinc ion binding. The transcript has 6 exons. Bases 108 to 554 code for a protein of 148 amino acids. The record is from RefSeq and is a predicted model, not a curated record.